Miscanthus lutarioriparius is the source of this 1239-nucleotide messenger RNA. The record is from the annotation of a GenBank genome assembly. Lineage: Eukaryota; Viridiplantae; Streptophyta; Magnoliopsida; Poales; Poaceae.
AUGGCCAGCAAAGGCACGGACGCCGCCGCCGACAUGACGGUGCCGCAGCCACCGCCGUCGCAGGGGAGGCUCAUCACGGUGCUGAGCAUCGACGGCGGCGGCAUCCGUGGGCUCAUCCCUGCCACUAUCAUCACCUGCCUCGAGGCCAAGCUCCAGGAGCUGGACGGGCCGUACGCACGCAUCGCCGACUACUUCGACGUGAUCGCCGGGACGAGCACCGGCGCGCUGCUGACAUCGAUGCUGGCGGCGCCGGACGAGAACCGGCGGCCUCUGUUCGCCGCCAAGGACCUCACCACCUUCUACCUCGAGAACGGCCCCAAGAUCUUCCCACAGAGAAAGGUGGGGUGGCUGACGCCGGUGGCCAACCUGAUCGGCACGAUGAGGGGUCCCAGGUACGACGGCGUGUUCCUGCACGACAAGAUCAAGAGCCUCACGCACGACGUGCGGAUCGCGGACACGGUCACCAACAUCGUGGUGCCGGCGUUCGACGUCAAGUACCUGCAGCCGAUCAUCUUCUCCACGUACGAGGCCAAGAGCGACGCCCUCAAGAACGCGCACCUCUCCGACAUCUGCAUCAGCACGUCGGCGGCGCCCACCUACUUCCCCGCGCACUACUUCACGACGGAGCCCGGCCCCGGGGACGGGCGGCCGCCGCGGGAGUACCACCUCGUCGACGGCGGCGUGGCGGCCAACAACCCCACGAUGAUCGCCAUGUCCAUGCUCACCAAAGAGGUGCUCCGCCGGAACCCGGACUUCAACCCCGGGAAGCCGACCGAGUACCGGAACUACCUCGUCAUCUCCGUCGGGACCGGGUCCGCCAAGCUCGCCGAGAAGUACACCGCGCCGCAGUGCGCCAAGUGGGGGCUCAUUCAGUGGCUCUACGAGGGCGGGUUCAACCCCAUCAUCGACAUCUUCUCGCACGCCAGCGCCGACAUGGUCGACAUCCAUGCCGCCGUGCUCUUCGAGGCCCUCCAUUGCGAGAAGAAUUACCUCCGCAUUCAGGAUGAUUCUCUAACGGGCCAUGCGUCGUCGGUGGACAUCGCGACGAAGGAGAACAUGGAGGCACUGAUUGGGAUUGGGAAGCAGCUGCUCAAGAAGCCGGUGUCGAGAGUGAACAUCGACACGGGGAUGUACGAGGCCGUCGCCGGAGAGGGCACCAACGAGGACGCGCUUGCACGCUUCGCAAAGAUGCUCUCCGACGAGCGGCGGCUGCGCCAGACCAACCUCAACUCCUACUAG